This is a messenger RNA of Macrosteles quadrilineatus (aster leafhopper), 2279 nucleotides long. RefSeq names its product CAAX prenyl protease 2 (gene Sras). Bases 247 to 1107 code for a protein of 286 amino acids. The record is from RefSeq and is a predicted model, not a curated record. Gene Ontology annotation, biological process: CAAX-box protein processing. Gene Ontology annotation, cellular component: endoplasmic reticulum membrane. Gene Ontology annotation, molecular function: metalloendopeptidase activity. NCBI's taxonomy places the organism in Eukaryota, Metazoa, Arthropoda, Insecta, Hemiptera, Cicadellidae. The transcript has 6 exons.
UCCUAUUAGCACCUUUUCUCCGGGAUCGCCGAACGUAGGAUCGUGAUGAACUAAAUGUAGCACUCGGCAUUUUACAGUCAGUACAAUGCAAAUAUAAAGUUAAUUUUUCAAACAAAGGAGACAGCAACACCAACCAUAGCAGCCAUUUUCUCGUUCCGUGGUCCCUUCAUAAAAGUCAGUCAGUAGACGGAAGCCCAAUUGACCAAUCAGGAGCUAGUAUGUGUGUCACGUGACUAGAUUGCAAGCAUGGCUGGCAUCCCUGUAGAGAAUUUCCCAUGUAUAAGCUCGAUUAGUGCUUGUUUUAUUCUUUCUGUUGUUUAUGUGUCAAGUCUUUAUAUUUGGAAUUCGCCUCAUAGCAGAGAUCAUCCAACAACCAUAAAGAAGAGGUUUUUGAGUGUAUUUGCUAUGAUGUUUGUUUCACCCCUAUUUCUCUACAUGUUCUCUGGAUGUGAUGUGUUUGACAAGAACACGAUAUGGGAGCUAUUAGGUCUCAGAUUACCAGGCAUACUGGUUGCUUCCAUUUUACCGUUGGUUCUUACAAUGAUUCUUUUUCUUGGACCCCUGGCAAUGCAAGGGCGAAGUGGCAUUUGGAGGCUUUAUGCAGAGCCAAUGUACUGGGUUAACAAUAUGUUGAAUCUGAUAUGGAUGAGGAACCACAUUGUUGCUCCAUUAUCAGAGGAAUUCACGUUCAGAGCUUGCAUGCUACCACUCUUGCUGCAGUGCUUCCGUCCUAACACAGCAAUCUUCAUCUGCCCGUUAUUUUUUGGCACUGCACACUUUCACCACAUGGCUGAAAGAUUAAGUCACGGAAUGGAAUUGAAGAAAGCUCUUCUACUUUCAUGCUUUCAGUUUUCCUACACAACAAUGUUUGGUGCCUACUCGGCUUACCUGUUUGUUCGGACGGGCCACUUUAUCGCUCCAUUCAUGGCUCACGCAUUCUGCAAUCACAUGGGCUUCCCAGAUCUGUCAGAGUUAUACACAUACCAGGAGCCCCAGCGAAGUGUCAUCAUGGCGCUGUGUGUUGUUGGGUUGGUACUGUGGUGCCUUUUACUCGACCCCCUAACCACCCCGUCAUGGUACUCUAAUGAUGUGUUUUAUAAGAUGUAACCAUUAGUACACUAGUAUCGUAGACUACCUCUUAUCCGGACUCCUCGAGAUGGAGACUAUUUCUGACAGCGGGUUUUCCGCUUAAUCCGAUGUCCCCUAAAAUUUGAAUAAUUCGAAAACUAAACCUUUUCUUAUUUUACUUAAAUAAUAAUUUUACUUAAAUUUGGGAGAGCAUAGUAUUUAUAUAAGUAAUUGCUGGUCUCAAAUAUUUUCCAUGAGAAGAGUUGUUUCAGUGUUACCCAAUCCUUGCCAAUCCAAUCCGGUUAAACUGAUGUGCUGAUAAACAUUGUCCAGUUAGAGAGAUGUCACUUUCUGCCGAGUCUAGUCCGGUUAAAAAGUGACCAGAUAAGAGGUGGUCUACCGUAGUUGUGUCUGAUACCCUCCUGUACCUAGGCUCAUAGUAGGUUACUAUUGAUAGCACAAUUAGUAGAGUUGAAGUUUUAUAACUAAUGUACAUUUGCUACUAAAAGUUAUAGCCAUGAACAAAGCUGUGAUCAUCUUAAAGUUAAGAAAACAGUUUCUUAUCUGUUAAGAUCUGUUCUAAUAUUUGAGAACGUCACUUAUGGUCUUUUUAUACUAGAUUAUACUGGUAAAAAGUGUUAUGUAAAUUAAACUUGUAUUUGUGCUUUUUCUUGCAACACUCACCAUGUAGAUCAAGUCGUAGUUUUUGACAAUAAGCUCAUGACAAAGUAAAGGUGCACUGAAAACUUUUUACUUAAGUAAAUUGCAAUAUGUGAAGUAGUUUAGUUAAUAGGAGCUAAGAUGGUGUAUACUGAUAUAAUAUGAUAGAACUCAAGACAAUUUGGGAAUUUCAGUUUAAACUUGUCAUUGUGCUUUAGAAGUAUUUCGAGUUAUUUUCCUAAUAAUUGUUUGUCAUCUUAAUCAUCAAGAGGUAACGUCUCUUAAAGGUCAUGAUAUCAUGAUAUCCUCCAUCUAGUUAGAAAUUCAUACAGAUUUGAGAUUUCUAAUAGCAAAGGGGGAUCCAAUUCCAUUUUUAUAUUAUUUUUGCAACACAGAAAAUUUAAUAACUGCUAAUUGUUUGAUAAUACUUCAAACGUCAAUUCAAUUUAUAACACACUAGUGUACCUGUUGCUUGAAUCUGAGCAAAUGCAAAGUAUUAAAGGAGUUAUUUAAAAACCAAUAACAGUAAUAAUUUCCGAUGAUUUUUAUAA